UUAUCGGUAGGCCGGAACCAGGCUAAGAUAAUAAAGUGUAGUGGAGUGACAUGUGUCUAUAUUAUAUUGACAACAUACCAACAUAAAAUGACGACAGAAAAGAAUUAUAUCCUGCCAUCAGAAGACCCGGAAGUGGAGACGCUACUUGAAAACAUCUUCGUUGAGGGUCUUGACCAAAAGGGAUUGAGCGCAGUGUACGACAGUUUAAGCAACGAUUAUGAUAAGAUUUUAGGUGACAGUAAUUAUUAUGGCCCGCAUUCGGCUGCAGAAGCUGUGUCCAAGUUUUUCAGUAUGGACGAACGUGCUCAAAAGAUAAUCCUGGACAUAGGGGCAGGCACAGGAAUGGUGGCAGAGGAGCUACUGAAAAAAGGCUUUAAGAUUUUUGAUGCGUUGGAUCCCUCCCCAGGUAUGCUUGAAAAGGCAAAACAGAAAGGUCUGUACAGAAAUUACAUCUGUGAGGCGAUUGGUAAGGAUCCGCUGGAUCUAGCUUCAGAUUCCUAUGAUAUUGUCACUGUUGUUGGAAGUCAUACAAAAAAUCACAUAAAAAGUGAAGCACUGGAAGAAAUGAUUCGAUUGGUCAAACCAAAUGGACUCAUUUGCAUAGUGGCUCGAAUGGAGGGGCUUGAAAAAUUUGACCUAUACAAAGAUACAUUCUUUCCUCUAUGUGAUCAAUUAGAAAAAGAUGGAAAAUGGCAAAUUCUGGAUCGUUCAGUAUGUCCAUACUGGAACACAUUGGAGGGCUUGCAAUUGAUAUAUAGAGUUUGUUGAUUUGAGAAGAAUGUUCAAAGAUAGGACCUUACUAAACUGCUUCUCAUGUCAUAUAUCUAGGACAUAAAUAAAGUGAAGAAAACACAUUUAUUUGUUUUAGUUAUAUUAAUGAAAAAGUUAAUGACUUCAUUGAUUUUUUUAAUGUUUGUAGAUUUACAAAGUUAUGUAAUAAAUACAUAAACUGUU
Molecule: messenger RNA, 954 nt
Organism: Saccostrea echinata
Lineage: Eukaryota; Metazoa; Mollusca; Bivalvia; Ostreida; Ostreidae
Product: methyltransferase-like protein 27
Exons: 6
Coding region: 88-768 (226 amino acids)
Source: RefSeq, a predicted model, not a curated record